GAAUUUUAUACUCUAUAUUUAUUCCAAAAUGGCUAGGCUGUGUGCGCUUGUUGUCGAAUUGAUGGUCAAAUAAUUUUGAAUUAAAUAUUUUCACUAUGACUUCAGCACAGGAGUUAUCAUGUAUCUUUUGCAAAGAGAGCUUUGGAGAUAAAGAGUCACUACAAACACAUUUUAGGAAACAUGGGGAUCCGAAGUUUAAUCAGGCAACAAAAGCUAAAUUACGCGUUCAGAGUAACUCUCCGACAUCCAGCGAUACCUCAAGAGAUGACGUUGAAAUGGUGUCUUGUGAUGUGUGUAAUGAAGUAUUCCCAACUAUUUCAAAGGCGAUAACACAUAAACACAAGAUUCACCCGGACUAUGAUGCCAAGUAUUUUUGCCCCUGGUGUGGGAAACUGUUCACUUUAAAGUUUCUGUACAACAAACAUUUGGAAUCAAGUCAUGAGUCCAUGCCAAAAGUAACAAAUUGUUUCCAUUGUGAUUGCUGCGAUGUUGAUUUCUUUCUACCCUGUGCAAUGGUUUACCAUAAUAAGUUUUACCAUAGACAAGAGAAAGAUGCCACAUCUAUUGGUUUUUCAAAGAAAGUCAAAUUUUUAUGCCAGGAAUUGGUACAAAUCUAUUACUGUCCAUUCUGUGGUGAAGAAUAUGAAAAUAAGGUCAAUUUAAAUAAACACAUGGAAGACGAACAUAGUGAUGAAAAUCAAUGUCCGGAAGACAUACUCAGGUGUCCAUUGUGCGAGGCUGUAUUUUAUCACCUAGAUGCAUAUGAGUUACAUCUUACAUUUCACUCAUCGGAAGAUUUAUACAGUGAAGAAAAUGAAAUGCUUAAACAAAUUGUAGAAUUUUCAUUGGACACUGUACCUCCUCUGAUGGAAAAAUUAGAAAUUCCGCCAACUCCUGAAGACAAUGAUGCAAUGGGAGUAGAUCAAUUCUUACAAUUAUCAAUGUGUAAAGAGUCUGAUGAACAGCCAGAUCACACGGAAAAAGUUAAAUCGAAAAAGCACAAAAAACAUAAAAAGUCCAAAAAAACUAUAACUUUAGAUGAAUUUUUAAAUAUGAACACUGAUCUCUUUGGAGAAGGUCUAAAUAUCCAAGGUAUAGAAGAAGUUCCUACUCGCGUAGUCACUAAGCAGCUAAAGCCUAAAAAAGAACCAGUUUUAAAGAAUCUGAAAAACAAACCACUGCCUACAAACAUAGAUAAAUUACAAAAACAAGGUAUAACUAUUAAAAUGAAGUCGGGAAACAAAAUUGUUCCUAAUGAAAUAAAACAGCCGAUAUCUACACCACCAAUAUCUACGCUUAAGAAUUCAAAUGUAAUAAGUACGUCUAGUGAAGUUCUUUCAAGACUAAUGAAUCAAAGUAACAAUCAAAUAAAAAUAGUAAAAAAAGCCGCAGCAAGUAACACUAAUGUAGAUUAUGAUAUUAAAGAAAGUAAUAACACAAUCACAUCAAAGAAUGAAGAAAUGGAUGAUGUUGCAGAUAAUGAGGAAUUUUCUGAGGCAACAGAAAAUAUGUCAGCAAAUAACAAUACUGAAGCUUCUACUAGUGAAACAGAUAAGGAUAAAAAUGAAGAAGAAAAUAAACCCGCGAAUGACAAUGAAACAAUACAAGAUAAAGAUAAAAUAAAUAAAAGCCCACUUUCAACAGAAACAGCAUCAAAUCCUUUAAAAGAAAAGGCUUCAAAUGUAACUUCUGACAACAAUUAUGAAAUAAACGACACCAAUUGUACUAGCCGAAGUGAUGAUAAUAGUAAAAACCAAGAAACUAUUGCAGAAAAUCCUUCAUCAAUCACAAAUACCAAUGAUACCAUAAAUUUUGAAAAAAAAGAAACGUUAGAUGACUUUGAAGAAAGUCUAAUUGCUAAUAAAAUACCACGCACUGAAAAUACGACUAAAGAAUCUCAAAAUAAUGGAGAAACUAAAAAAAGUUUGAGUGAAAAGAAUGAAACUAUUAUCGAUCAAAAAGAGAAGGCGAAUAAUACUUUAAAUGCUAUUAAACAUCUUAGCCAUCUUAUUACAGUCAAACCCGUUCAGUCUAAGCCUAGUCCUAAGGGUGAAGAUGGCGAAACUAAUAAUAAAUCUAGUCAUGAUCAAAUUGAGGAUUUAAACGAUGAAAUUAAUUAUGAAGAUGAAGAUGAUGAAGACAAUAUACCAAUAAGUAAAUUAGAAAACAAAAAGGAUAAACCAAAAGAUUUAAAUCCAUUAAAGAAUUUAAGCAAAAAUGUCACAGUAAAAUCAUUAACGUCGCAAAUGACUACAUCUAAACUUGACCAGUUUAAUCAUGAUAGCGAUGAUCUAGAUAAUACAGAUCAAUUAAGCAAUCUAGAUUCUGCUAAUAAAAGUAUAACCAACAACAUUGUAGGAAGAAAAGUAGUUAAUUUGGGCAACAGAAGUAGAACAGAAACAAUAAUAAAAAAAUCACAAACCGAGAGUCCAACUCAAGGAACAUCAAAGAAAUUAAAAGUUAGGAAAACAGUGGAAAACAAUUCGCAACCGAAUUCUCCUAAUGAAAAUACAAGAUUGAACACUUCAAAUGCAGAUCUUUUAAAACGUUUGACGAAUGUCACGGCAAAACCAAUUUCAUCGAAGUUGUCUAUAAAGCCUACUGCUCAAACAGUGGAACAAUCUGCAACUGUUAAAAAAGAACACUUUACUGAACGGGUAAAGAAGCAAGGAAAAAUUAACGAAGAAAUAGAAAUAUUUAAUAUUGAAGACUCUGAUAGCGACGAUCAAAAUAAACUAUACGAAAAUGAGCCUAAAAAUACUAAAUUAGCAAUUAAAUCUGUUGAUGAGAUAAAAGAAACCAAGAUUGCUCCUCCGACCAAAUUACAGGCUUUACGAAACCUUAGUAAAAAUAUUACUGUGAAAUCCAACGCCCAAACAAUAGUUACUCGUAGUUCUGAGGAAAACAUUUCAGAUGAAAAUAAAACAUUUUCUGAAGAUGAAGAUUUUGAACAAAAAAAUGACAGAGACGACCAAAAUAUGGAAGAUUUUAUUGAUGAAAGUCAUAAAAUUUUACAAUCGACUUUAAAAAAUCUGAGUAAAAACUUAACAGUAAAAUCAAGAAAUUCUCAGAAUAUACCUAAUAUAAGAAAGCUUAAAUUCAAUAACCGUCAACAAAAUGAAAGGUUUUCAAAUAAUGGAAGUGACAGCGAGUCAGAAUACGCCAUUGGCAAAGUUAAGGUUACAGAAAUAACGGAUCAUAAUAGUGAGGAAGAAUUUCCAUCUGCAGAUGAAAGCAAAAACUUUGUGCAGUCUCCCAACUCUAACAAUAGUGAUGAAGAAGAUCAUUUUGCUGAUGAAGAUCAACAUUUUUCCGAUGAUGACAAUGAUAGUCACCAUACCAAUAUCAAAAUUAAGUCCAAUGAACAUUCAAAUCAGUCCGCGACUCCCUUACGUCAUGCUGCUGCCACUCAACAAGAAUGUGACAAUUCUCCUUUAAAUAAGUUUAAGAAAUUAAACAAAGAAAUAACUAUAAGAUCUGUUAAUGAAAAUAAGAGAACAAAUAGAAAUACUGAAAAUGAAGAAGCAAAUACAAGCAAGGAUAUCUCAAACAAUGCCAAUAAAGAAAUGUCUUCAAAGCCGUAUAAGCAGAAUAUUUCUAAACAAAUAAAAUCCGAACAUCAAACGUCAACCACAGCAAAUGAAAAAUCUGGAUCGAACCAAGUCAGUACUGUAAAUAAGGAGGUCUCAGUAAAAACAUACCAGUCACAAACUGUUAUUGAAGAAAUAACAACAACUGUAACUAAGACAAUAAGAACUGUAAAUCAAACUGUCAAACAAGAAGUUAACAAUACCCAAGUAAACACGAAUCCAACAUUCAAACCCAAUAAAAUUGCUAAUUUUAAUCCCAGUAAAAUAAUUCAAAAACCAACAACGGUCAGAAAUUCAUCCCAAAACAUAGGAACGAAAGUCGUAAAUAUUGCUUCAACUAAACCUACUACCAGUGGUAUUCGACCAGCAAACCAAUUAGCUCCAAUACGGCCGGGGCCUAAUGUAACAAAAGUUGGCAAUUUCAGAGUUCCUGUAGUAAGGAAUGUUACACCUAAACCCUCACAGAAUACAAUAGCAUGCAGAACCCUUAAAAUUUCACCGCAAGCUAUGAACCAAUCAAUGAAGAGGCCAUCACAAGAUUCACAGGGACAAUUGAGUUGUUUUAAGAAGCCAAAAGAAACUAUAAUGGAAACACAAAAGUCGGGGAAACAAGGAGAAAUGCAUAUGACAGCAACUCAAAACAAAUCAGAUUUUACGAGUACAGUCAAAAGUAUGAAAGGUAAAACUUUAGUUACAUCUACACAAAUGAAAUCCGAAACGAGCUCAAGUGCACAUUUGAGUAAAAUAGGCAAUAUGUCCGGAAUUAAAAUUGUUAAAACUAGUUCUAAACAAUCAACACAAGUGGAAGAGAGAGUUGAAAGUUCCAAUGCAAAGAGAACUAUGGAAGCAUUGCAGAAGUUACAAAUGCAAGGUCUUUUAGUUAAAAGGCCGCGUAUUGAAGAGAAUGAUAAAGUGGAGGAAGAAAAUGACUUUUCUAAUUCGGGAAGUGAAAAUGAUGAUGACACUUGAUCAUAAUGCAAGUCAUUUCUUUAACAGCAUAUUUAAAGCAUUGUGACAUAUUGUUAGUGCAGGUUUUAAUACAAUGACACAAUUUUGUUAAAUAAUUUGUAAAUAUAUAAAAAUGUUUGGAUUGAUAAAAAAAUGUGGAUGUGACUUUUCAUGUAUUUCUAAGCUGUAAAUAUGAAAUCUUUGGAUAUCAUCACAACAAAUUGGGACUCCAUGUUAUGUUAUAAGUGCAGAAAGCAAAAUAAAUAUACAAUAGUGUUA
This is a messenger RNA of Papilio xuthus (Asian swallowtail), 4817 nucleotides long. Its product is annotated as homeobox protein 2. The transcript is spliced from 7 exons. NCBI's taxonomy places the organism in Eukaryota, Metazoa, Arthropoda, Insecta, Lepidoptera, Papilionidae. The coding region runs from base 96 to 4559 and encodes 1487 amino acids. The record is from RefSeq and is a predicted model, not a curated record.